CCUCGUGUAAUCGUCAACAACUUCUUCGUAAAUAAAUGGUGAUUGUUGUUUGAUAUAAAUACAUUUUAGUAUUGUUUUGAUCGCAUUCAUCCUUCGUUGCGACUAAUGAGUUAAAUUCAGCACGGUUGCAUCUGCGCAGAAAACACACCUCCAUCACAGCUGGAGCAGCGUCGCGACGAAGCGUUGCUACGGACUCGAGUCAGCUCAACAUCAACAUGGACCUGCCCGAACCUAUACGAAGGCGGCUUGGCGAUUUUUCCAGAACCGUUUUCGUGGAUCACACCCGUACGCAGCCUUCCCCCGGAGAGCAUGCGAAUUUUUUAAGAGAGGAUAAAGAUGUGAUAUCCAACCUUCCUCUUCAGAUGGCACUUCACUUUAACAUGUGGUUCUUUCCUUUCUGGUGGAUUAGUGAGGUUGUCAUGCUUCAACUGAAGUAUCUGGCCCUUGUUGAUUAUUACAAGUUCAUCCUGAUCACUGUCCUUAUUUUAAUGACCAUCAUUGAGGCCAUCAGACUCUACCUGGGCAAUGUUGGUAAUCUGCAAGAAAAGGUUCCAGAAUUGGCUGGAUUUUGGCUCUUGACUCUUUUAUUGCAGUGUCCGAUGAUUCUGUUCCAGCUCUUUAAUGAGGCUAUUCUCAUUCAGCCUCUGGAAAGAGGAGUUCAUAUUAUACUGGCCUUGUUUAUCUUCGCAGAGGCGCUUUUUGGCUUUGUUGCCCUGCGUGCAAUGGUCCGGCACACCGAAACUCAUUUCCAUUUAAGGCAGUUUGAUGGGAUUCAGGAAUUAGGAACAUAACAUUGGACAUCUCUACUGAUGGACUUGAUAAAAAAAGAAUUUUUGCACCAAGAUCACUACAAUGAUCUGUUAUCCAUAGAAAACAUUAACAGAUACUUGACAGUCAUUGAUGUUUGUUUGCUGUGGAAAUAUCCAACGUAGCCUUUGUAGUAUUCUCUGAGCGAUAUUUUUUAAUCAAAUUGUAUAUCUACUUUUUCAAUUUACUGAAGUGCCUUAUUUAAUUUAUACAAACACAUAUCUCAAGUGCCUUAUUUAAUUUAUAUCAACA
Triplophysa dalaica is the source of this 1059-nucleotide messenger RNA. It is a transcript of the gene tmem17, whose product is annotated as transmembrane protein 17. Bases 216 to 791 code for a protein of 191 amino acids. Gene Ontology annotation, cellular component: ciliary transition zone. NCBI's taxonomy places the organism in Eukaryota, Metazoa, Chordata, Actinopteri, Cypriniformes, Nemacheilidae. The record is from RefSeq and is a predicted model, not a curated record. The transcript is spliced from 5 exons. Gene Ontology annotation, biological process: non-motile cilium assembly.